AGCCAGAGAACUGGCUUUGAGUGUGUGUGUGUGUGUGUGUGUGUAAGGAAAGACAUCACAGACUUAUUCCAUCAGAUUGCCAAACAUGCAGAAUUUCAAUGGUGUGAAAUAGACUUUUUCAUAUAUUUGGACUUGUAAGGGAAGGCAGAGUGCGAGUAUAAACGCUGUUUUUUGUUUUGUUUUUGUUUUUUUGUUCUCAAUUGCAAACUUAAAGAUCGCUUGUUCCUCUUUACCUCGGAUCUCGUCUUCAUUUAUCCACGCAGUCCUCAGGAAAACACAGAUAUCCAUUCGGGAGGGCGUAUAAUGCAUCCAUGAUCCACAGGAAUCCCGAAUCCUUGCAGCUGAUUGGCUGCUGGUUCUGCCUCUUGUUGGGAUGGACCUGUUGGAUAAAAGGACCAUUUUCUAAAGGGCUCUUGUGUGUUACGCAGAGGAUCAUGCACUGGGGACCGUCCUGUUAGACGCCGUGAUAAGAAACAGGCCUUUCAAGGAACAUCGGAGACACUAUGACGGGGAAACAGGGCUCCGUGUUGUCGGAAAGUUUAAAUCUAUCGGAGAAAACCUCUCUGGGUGUUAAUGGAGGGAGUAACAGCCACCAGCCGAAGAGCGGCGCGACCAAUCCACCGCCCAGGUGCACCGGCUUCGGCAUCCAAGAGAUACUGGGUCUGAAUAAGGAGCCAUCCGCAGCCCCGAGGAGCCCACUGGCCUCGCUGCCGGCCGGGGCGCACCUUAUCGCCGCCAGGUCCAUGCUGGGCCCCGCCGUGGGUGUCGGGAUGGGAUUAAUCGGCCCUGGUGGGAUUCCAUCGUUUUACAGCCAGCCAGCGUUUUUGGAGACUGUGCUGUCUGACGGGCAAGAUGUUCACCUGCAGCCCCACAGCAGGUCCGUGGGCCCGCUGGACACCAGCCAGUCUGCCAGCUCAGACUCUGAAGAUUUGUCUUCUAAUGAACGAAAACUCUCCAAGUCGUCAGUAAGUCAGAGCAAGAAAAGGAAGAAAAGACGCCACCGGACCAUAUUCACCUCGUAUCAGCUGGAGGAGCUAGAAAAGGCAUUUAAUGAAGCGCACUACCCGGAUGUUUAUGCCCGAGAGAUGCUGGCCAUGAAAACAGAGCUACCUGAAGACAGGAUACAGGUGUGGUUUCAGAACCGGAGGGCCAAGUGGAGGAAGAGGGAGAAAUGCUGGGGUCGCAGCACAGUGAUGGCUGAAUAUGGACUGUAUGGAGCCAUGGUGAGGCAUUCAAUACCUCUGCCAGAGUCCAUCCUCAAGUCUGCAAAGGAUGGUAUCAUGGAGUCCUGCGCCCCCUGGCUGCUUGUCCAGGAUGGCUUACCAAUCAACAGACGCUAUUCUAAAUCUGAAUACCCGCAACUCUUUGCAGGGAUGCACAAAAAGUCCAUGGAGGCUGGAGCACCCCCGCCGUCAGGAAAGGGCGAUGCACCCCAGCAGCCGAGCUCUCAGAGGGCAGAAGACGCCGAGGCCGAGGAGAAGAGGUCAGAAGGCAAGUCCGUCAUUUCUAAAGAGGAACUGAGAGAGAACAGCAUUGCCGCGCUCAGGGCAAAAGCACAGGAGCACAGUGCCAAAGUGCUGGGAACAGUUUCUCAUGACAGACAGUUGGAGGGCAAACCGGAGAGACAGGAAGCCGAGGAGAAGGCCAGCGAUCCCCUGAGUUCAUCAGAGGAGCAAAAAAGUCCAUAGAGACUGUCGAAUUCACUGAGGACUCUUGUUUUCACGAGUGAACGCAGUGGUCUGGCUGCUUUAAGCAUGGACUUACCUGGUAUGACUCGCUGUCCUGCAGAUGGCCUGCAUCUGGACUCCUUUAAGGAGAAAACUCAUCUGGUUUGCUGCUGCACACAAGAUGCAAAUGCACUUUUCCCCCUCCCUGAUUCACUUCAAAACAUACAGCUGUUGCUUGAUCAUCAUAGAGAAAGGUUGAAAAGAGCAAGAGUGAGAAAUAUCCCUGUAUAUAGAUCCCACAAUUAUAUAGAGACAGCCAGAUGAGCAGAAUUUCAUCCAGUGCAACAUGAAGUACUUGCAACGAGCAGUCAGUGUGUCAAAGUCUGCAUUUCAUUUUAACCUUUGCUUGUACAGUUACUAAGUGCUGACGUUUUAGAUAAGAGCCGCCCCACCGACAGAACUCUUUCAAGAGAAAGAAAGUAAAUGUUGUCCUAUAUCGUGCUGUAAAUAAUUGAUAUAUUAAUCGCUCCCACUAAAGACACAAAUUUGAAAUAUGUUUUCAUGUAGUCUUAAAAAUGUUUGUGUUUUCAUUUCAAAAUAUGUAUCACUCAAAAUACAAAGCAUAAAAUAGAAAUCACUGUUUAUUAAAU
Molecule: messenger RNA, 2317 nt
Organism: Pelmatolapia mariae (spotted tilapia)
Lineage: Eukaryota; Metazoa; Chordata; Actinopteri; Cichliformes; Cichlidae
Gene: vsx2
Product: visual system homeobox 2
Exons: 6
Coding region: 504-1688 (394 amino acids)
Biological process (GO): regulation of transcription by RNA polymerase II
Cellular component (GO): nucleus
Molecular function (GO): sequence-specific double-stranded DNA binding; DNA-binding transcription factor activity, RNA polymerase II-specific
Source: RefSeq, a predicted model, not a curated record